UAUCAAAAUAUCAAACAUCUUUAGAAUGUAACAUGUGUCGUUAAUGGUCUUCACUUUUUUCUUAUUCAACAUGUUGAAUCUUUUCAACACCAGUUAAUCCACAUCAUCAAAUUUCAUUUUUCAACAAUCUCAUUGUAUGAAUUCAACUAUUGAAUCUUUUAUUCAAUACCUCCAUUGUACGUAGUUUAAUAUGUGUUUGAUCUUAUAUCUUGUGUUACUCUUUAUGGUAUGGGAAUGCAUAGGAUGACUAACAUUUGAACACAUAAAUGCCAUUGCAUAAUCUGGUGACAUAUCAAUCUCUUAAGAUAUUAUUAAAUUAAAUAUCAAAUUUAAACUUUCAACCAUUUAAGAAUACUUAGGGGAAAUUACUGGGAAUUUGAUUUAUAUAGUUAGUUGAAAAUUUGUGAUUUACAUAAUGCUAGUUGAUUUUAAAAGUUGACAAAUUUAACAAUUUUGUCAAGGAUUAGAGAAAUUUUGUUUAUAUUGAGAAAAAUUAUGAAAAUAUCAAACUAUAAUAUUUUCAAAGACCUUUUAACAAUUUAUUUCUAUAAAAAAAAAUCAAGAGAUGAUGUAUAUAGUAUCCCUACAAAAUCUUGUUUUAUGAGUUAAUUUGUUUAGAAUACAACUCUCAGCAACAAUUAUUUUAACAAACAUAUAAAAUCACUAAAAUCCAAAUUUUUUGAAUAAGAUGUAAUUUUAAAUAGAAUUAAAAGAGCACUAAACCACUAAUACUAAUGUUUUUAAUUAAAAAAUGCGAAAAUCUAUAAACCAAUAACAAUAUAAUAUAUUUUUGUUACAUAUCAUUAUAAAUCAAACUUACAAUACCACCCUUUAAAUAUAUUUUUAAAAACUUAAAUGAUUUUUAAAACAUAUGUUUACUUUUCUUACUAGCUAAUUUUAUUAAACUAUAGAAUAUGAAGAAUACCAAAUAGGAAAACGUUAACAUAAAUUUAGUGGGCUGGGCCUAGUAUUUUUUUCUGAUCAAAUUGGGCCUAGUUAAAUAUAUAAAAAUUCAACACUCGCUAACCGGCUCUCGCCCGGAGAUCCAAACUGUUACUCCUCUUCCCAAACGCUACAGUCUUCUUUCUCGCUUCUUCUGCUCACUGAAAUUAGGGUUCAGGGUUUUCGAAUUUCGUUUUCUAAAUCAGCCUCUCCUCUCUCCGCCUCUGUUUGAUGACGAGGAGCUUCCCGUCUACGUGAGAGUUCGUUAAAGAAUCGGAGUCGUUCUUCCCGCAAUGGCGGCUAAUGCUCCACCUGAGCUGGCUUCAGGGAACCCUUGCUGCAUCGCGUGGCAAGGGAAGUACCUAGGCAUGAAGAAGAGGCGUGAUGCUUGUAAAGAAGCUAUAGAGAUUCUCCAGAAGGCCAUGGGAGCUGCUAACGAUGAGAAAACCAAUCUCCAGAAAAAACUUAGGGAUAUGUCGGAUAGCAUGGACACUAAGGAGAAUGAUUCAGGUGAAAAAGGAUCUUUGGAGAAAGAAGUUUCUGAUUUGAAGUCUGAGAAAUUUUCUUUGCAACAAAGAUUGGAGCGAAACAUUCAAGAAAAAAGUGAAGAAAUUAAAAUUCUUCGUGAUCAAGCUUCUAGCAGAGAAAAGGAGAUCAGUGAACUGAAGAACCUCCUUAAGAAAGAAACAUCAAGGGCUGAUAAUUCCGAAGAAGAGAGGGAACAAGUUUGUAAAGAAUUGAACAAGGCAAAGGCUCUGCUGGUCAAAUAUGAGGAUAUCAAGCCGGACGUUCCUGAACUGAAGGAGGAAAUAAAUCUGGUUAAAAGUCUUCUUGUAAGCGAGAGGCAGAAGGCUGAGUCAGAGAGGAAGAAAGCUGAAUCAGAGAAAAAGAGAGCUGUUCAGUAUCUUUCCGAGUUGGAGGUUUUAAGAGCUACAGCUCAUAAGACUAGUUCUGAUCUGCUUACUUCGACAUCCACUCUUGAGACACUGAAAAAGCAGCUUGAGUCUGAAAAACAAAAGACUCUGAAAGAGAGAAAACGUGCAGAUAUGGAGAGUGCAAAAGCUAAGGAACAGAUGAAGCUGGCAGAAGGCUUGUCUAAGAAGUUUGAAAUCAUUAGAGUUAGAAAUGAAGAGCUCAAGAAAGAGGCGGAACUGCAGACCGCUAGGAGUAAAGUAAAGUUUGCUGAAAACUCAGCGAAAUUGGAAGAGAAGAUGAGACUCCUUGAGAUGAAUAAGAAAACAGCCAUGGACUGGAAAUCUCGUGUUGAUGAUCUGACUCGGCAGUUGCAGGAGUCACAAUUAGUGACCGAGGGUUUGAGAAAACAGGUGCAUGAGCUUUCUCUCUCUCGGAAAUCGACUCGCUCUGUUUCUCCUCAUGAAGCCAGAGAUCUGGAAAAGGCUGAAAUGAGGCUUUUGAAAAAGGAGCUGAAGUUUCAGAAGAAACGUGAAAAGCACUUCAAUGAAGUGGCUGAGUUUGAAAAAUAUCGAAGGGAGUUUCAGGCAGAAGAGCUGGGUCGGUUAAAACGUGAGUUCGGUGGUUUUACAAAUCGCAUGAAUCUUCUGGGUGAGUAUUUUUCUAGAGACGUUGAAGGUACAGCUGCUCUUGCAAAGGUGGAAGGCCGCAGGAAACCCCCAAAGAACCGUAGUGGUGAAAAUAAUUCUGACGCAAGAUGCCAUUUGGGAGCCAACCCUGGUUCUCAGGACCAAGCUUGCAAGUUUUCUGCCCAGUUAAUCGCUAAAGCUGGACGGGGCGUGAGUGAGUCUGUCUCCGAUCCUAUUUCUCAAUUGGAUUCUCCUACUGGAGGGUCUAGAGAGUUACUGACUUCUGGAGUAGUUUCCAGCGCAAUAUCUUUUUCUGAGGGGGAGUUACUGGCCUCACAGGGAAGAGAGCAGUUCGCUUUUACUACUACAGCAGAAAAUAUCCAACCAACAAAAUCAAGUAUGUUCCAGAAAGUCGAUACCGGGAAAAAUGGAAAGCUCUGUUUUGUGGCUGAAAACUGUGUUCAAAGCGGUCAAAAAGAUAGGCAUGAGGUAGUUAAUGAGCACUCUCGAAAAAGAAAAAGAUUGUCAGAGGCAAUGGAGUCACGUAAGCAUCUGUCAUCUGAUGAUAAAAAGAAGAAUCUACAGAUUAGAGAGAAGCUGGGUGCCUUGCAGUCUAUGGUAGCAGAAACUGGGUACAAGCCUUUAAGAGAGAAAGAAACUUUGGUUUCUUGUCAGAAGAAGACAGUUAUGCAGAAUUCUAUUGAGUUUAACCGGUUAACCAAGACUCGAGGUAAUAAAGCUGAAAUUACACAAGUGGCUGGGAAAACUAUGUGCCUCUCUACUGCUAAAGGACAUGACGCGGCAACAUUAUUUCUGGAGGAAGAUGCUGCUACAGAUUAUAUGAAAUUGCUGGAGUUGGAUCAACCAGAAGAUGAAAUUUAUUACAAGAUUGCAAGAGAGUCGCUCAUGUCCCCUGAUCUUCCGCAGGUAAACUUUUUGGGUGAUGAGAUUAUGAAUGAGGACAAAAAUCCUACUACUGCUCUUGACUUGGUUGCUAGUAGUGAAGCUUAUAGUCUCAACACUGAGAAUGCUUCAGUGACAGUCAAAAUGCCACCUGAGUCGCCAACAUCGGAUGGUCAUAUUCUUAAACACUUUGUUGUGUUUUCAAAUACUGAAGACCAGAACAGUAUCAUCAAAAUCUUCCAUGCUGCAAACAGUUGUGCUCAGCGAUGCCCAUCAGUUGCUACAGCACAGUGGGCAGUGCCCGCGAUUCUGUUCUCUUUGAAAAUGGAAGACAACCUUUUAGCACGGGAAAGGGCAUGUGUGUUCCUCUCCUUGCUGCUUCAUAACUUCUCUAUGGUUUCCUCGAUGAACAUUGGGAACACUCUGGAUCAUGAUUCUUGCGCCUGCUUAGAUUCUUUCUCGAAGCAUAUAUGUAGUGUUAUGGCUGAUACUGAAGCUGGAGGUAUUCUAACCAAAUUUUUGGAAGAACUCCUUAGCCUUCUUAAGGCCCUCCUUUCAGAGCAGAGGGUAUUGUAUUCUGCUAAAUCCUCAGAAACAACUGAAUCUGGUUUUAGCAUUCAUGUCACCUUGAAUGGAGAAAAUGUAGCUCUCUUCAGCAGAGUAGCUCUAACUGAUCAUUUGGUGGCUGGAAGUGCUAUUUUGGCAGCAAUAUGUACUGCAGUGGAUCGUGUUGGACUUAUCCGUGAAGUUUCCUUUGAACUCCUGCACAGACACAGUCAUGAGAAAACCCCAGUACCACUGACCAUUCUUCACGUUUUUGCUUACAUUGCUGGAGAGAAAAUGAUGUCCUCUAGUGAUCAUAACAUUUCAAAUGCAGUGUUGAAAUCCAUUGUGAUGUUUCUAGAGAACAGACAUUUUGGCACUGUGGAGGGAAGUUCUAAGUUGCAUCCGGGCAAGAACAAGUGUCCAUUCUCAGACAAGUCUUCCUCGCUGGAGGCUAUGGGAUCUAUGCUCAUGGAAAUUGUUCAGGAGUUUGCUCACUCUAAUACUGUGCAUCAGAGCUUGAUUGAGUUUAGGCCGGCACACAAAGGGUUCCAGUGCGUAUUGGGCAGGGAUCAAAGUGUUACUUUAUAUGACAUUCUGUCAUUGGUGGACCUUAUUGCUUGUUACACGGCAUGGAACUGGACUAGUGCAAACAUUGUUUCUCCACUGCUAAAGACGCUGGGAAUGCCAUUGCCAACAAACGUUUCUGUUGCAGUCAUCUCCCUUCUUGGCCAACUUAGCAGUAUUGGAGUGGAUGCUGGUGGCUAUGAAAAUGAAGGAAUAUCAAACUUGAGAGAGAAACUGUCAUCAUUUCUGCAGUGUGAGACAACACUAGAAGCUGGUUUUGGAGUUCAGAUAGCAACUGUGAGCUCCCUCUUGAAGACGCUUCAGCUGGAUCUCGCAAUAGUCUUUCAAGGCGAAACCACUAAGCUUCCGGAUUGUGGCGACCAAAGCUCAUCUGUUCCAGCCAAUAUGGUCGCCAAGUGGUUCUCUUUAUUGAGCGACGAACAGCGAGCUUUCGCAACCGAGUUCUUACAAACCUGUUGUUAGAUAAUUCCUUAGUUGAAAAAUUCAUCAAAAGCAGUACAAUUUUGGAUAUGUCUCUCACUGCUUGAUUCUUCUUCUUCAUUGACUGAUGUUUUUUCAAGGAUGGAGAUAUUAAAGAAGCUUGCACUGAGGUUCCAAAGUUUAUACUUUUUGUAUUUUCUUAACCGGCCUAAACUGAACGAAGAAUGUUACGUAGGUUUGUUUUAA
This is a messenger RNA of Brassica rapa (field mustard), 5183 nucleotides long. RefSeq lists its product as uncharacterized. Lineage: Eukaryota; Viridiplantae; Streptophyta; Magnoliopsida; Brassicales; Brassicaceae. The record is from RefSeq and is a predicted model, not a curated record.